Arabidopsis arenosa is the source of this 608-nucleotide messenger RNA. NCBI's taxonomy places the organism in Eukaryota, Viridiplantae, Streptophyta, Magnoliopsida, Brassicales, Brassicaceae. The record is from the annotation of a GenBank genome assembly.
AAAUCGAUUCAACAAUCAGUCUCUCUCCGUCUCUUUCUCUCCCUAAGCCAUGGAUGUUCCAAAGGUGUCAAGACUCUGGCUACUCUAUGCAGUGUUGCUCUUUGAUAGUCAGAGACAUUCAGUAAAUGCGCAGGCUGGUGGUGUCAUCGGGGGUGCAGGGAUAUUGGUACAGAGAGCCGCGUUCUGUUUCAACAAUAACCUGCUCUACAGAGGGUGCAAUGAGGCGUUCAGACUAAACCAAAGAGGUGAAUUCAAGGUUCCACCUGAGGAAACAGACAGGUUCUGCAACGGUCCUUGUUCUGCAGAAACAGAACUCGUGCUUACAUGCAUUAAUAGCGUCAUGUCUGAUUUCGUAUUUUACAACCGGGCUACCCCGAGAGAUGUAAGAAACGCCCUCCGUGGUGGCUGCAGCUCCUCUUUCACAAGAGGGAACUUCAAUGUGGGAGACUAUGCUCAAGGACUCUAUUUCGGCAAGGCCGGGAAGAAGCUGCCUGGAUUGUUCGUUGGACUAGUUGUCGGGUUUGUACCAUUGAUCCUGUGAAUCUAGUUUUGCAAACCAUACACGAUUAUGUAAAUGAGAUUCCCCCCUCAUUAAGAUUUCUUUUUUU